Messenger RNA from Hyla sarda, 10182 nucleotides. Its product is annotated as protein crumbs homolog 2-like. Gene Ontology annotation, cellular component: plasma membrane; protein-containing complex. Lineage: Eukaryota; Metazoa; Chordata; Amphibia; Anura; Hylidae. The transcript is spliced from 13 exons. The record is from RefSeq and is a predicted model, not a curated record. Gene Ontology annotation, molecular function: calcium ion binding. Gene Ontology annotation, biological process: establishment or maintenance of epithelial cell apical/basal polarity; heterophilic cell-cell adhesion. Bases 198 to 4559 code for a protein of 1453 amino acids.
UUUAGGAGCAUCCAUUCUCAGUGAGUCAGGCAUCACAGUCUCUGUCCACAACACUAGUGCUAGUCCCAAACUUCAGCUCCCUCUGUCCAAGCCACCAGCACUCAGCACCCUGACCCUCACCCAGGCGGACACUAUUAUCUCCACUCUUCCAUGUUUAAGGAUUUUUCUUCUUCCAGACCGCACAUCUGCGACUUAGCAUGGAGUUUAGAAGAGUUAAUCUCAGCUUACAGAGGACCUGUACACUGCUGCUCCUCUCUAUCUGUGCACAAGGUCUGGCACAAUACUGUCUAUCUAAUACCUGUCUGAAUGGAGGAACAUGCCAGGAGACACUUGGUGGGUACACAUGCCACUGCCCCACAGAGCCUAAGGCCUUCACUGGACUGGACUGUUCAGUAUUAUAUAAUGCAUGCACAGUAUUUACCUGCCCUAACAACCACUUGUGUCAAGCUACCCCUGGAUACCUAGAUUACCAGUGUGACUGCCAACAUGGAUUUAACUGCACUAAGUGUGAUAGUGACCCGUGUGCCCUUCCAAACUUUCAGUGCUCAGAUGAAGAUUGGUCAUUCACAUGCAAAUGCCGAGCUGGACACAGUGGUCCGCAAUGCCAGAAUACGGUGUCGCCAUGUUCACCCAACCCUUGUGACCACAACGCUGUGUGUGUAGAGAACAUGGACAGCUACACGUGUAAUUGUCAACCAGACUACACAGGGCAACACUGUGAGAUUGUAAUAGGCAGCUGUGCAUCUAACCCGUGUCAGAAUGAUGCCAUCUGUGUGGAUAAGGAAAACAAAUACUUUUGUUACUGUGUGCCAGGUUUCCAAGGACAUCACUGUGAAAUAGACAUAAAUGAGUGUGCAUCCAAGCCGUGCCAGAACAAUGGCUCCUGCCACAACCUGAAGGAUAGUUAUAAGUGUCAAUGUGCCACAGGAUACACAGGUGUCAACUGCGAGACAGAGAUCGAUGAGUGUCAAUCGAACCCCUGCCAGAAUGGAGCCACAUGCCGGGAUCACAUUGGCUUCUUCACCUGUAAAUGCCCUGCAGGGUAUGAGGGCGAGUUGUGCCAGUCAGAUAUCGAUGAGUGCCAAAGCCAUCCAUGUCAGAAUGAAGGAGUUUGCAUCGAUGCCAUUAACAGGUUCCAUUGUAACUGCUCUGACACAGGAUUUGUAGGAGAGAUGUGUGAAAUUGACAUCUUGGAGUGUUCCUCCAACCCGUGUAUGAAUGAUGCCACCUGUCAGGAAAGAAUCAAAGGCUACAAUUGUCUCUGCUGGGCAGGGUAUUCUGGAGAUCACUGUGAGUUAGAUGUCGAUGAAUGUGCUGACCGUCCUUGCUUACACGAUGGCCUGUGUCUUGAACGAUCGAACCAGAGCCUUUAUGGAACACAUCCGGAGUUUAGCCCAGAUUUCACCUAUGAUGGCGCCGCAGGAUAUUUGUGCAGGUGUCAGCCAGGAUUUACAGGGGAAAACUGUUCGGUGAACAUUGAUGAAUGUGCCUAUGCCAUAUGUCACAAUGAUGGGACCUGUGUUGAUCUGAUCAAUGCCUUCACAUGUCUGUGCGCUCCUGGAUACACUGGUGUGCUCUGCACUGUAAACAUUGAUGACUGUGAAAGCAAUCCAUGUGAGAAUGGAGCCACCUGUGAAGACGGAGUUGCAGAUUAUACCUGCAAAUGUCCAGCACCCACACUAGAUGGCGUCACAUGGGGAGGAAAAAACUGCUCCAUAAAGCUGGAGGGCUGCUUAAAUCAUAGCUGCCAAAAUGAUGCUGUGUGCAUUCCCUACUAUGUAGAAGAGAUCCAUACCUACUACUGCAAAUGCCAACCAGGCUUUCAUGGGCCACAUUGUUCCAUUUCCACCACGUUUUCUUUCUCAUCAAGCGGAUACAUUGUGUAUGAACUGGACAUAUACAAUAGAAGCAAGAAGAGUUCCGAAGGAGACCCAACUCUCAUAGAAGUGCGGUUUAGAACAACUUUGCCAAAUAUGCUUCUCCUUUAUCGUGGCAAUGAAAAAAGCUAUCUAAUCCUUGAACUCUUUAAUGGACGGCUUCAGGUUUUAUUUAAAAACAGCAAUACGUCUUUAUUCCUGGCAAUAGAUGAACAUAAAGUAGAUGAUGGUCAUUGGCAUAAAACAGAGGUUACUUUGAAUACAUAUCUGGAUCUAACUCUAUAUCAUGAAGGCUGCAGCAAUGGUGCCUGUUCCAACAAACAACCUGUACACUAUAAAAAUGAUCACCAGCUUCAAGAGUCACUCCAAAAAAUAUACAUAGGGGGACUCACGCAGGACUCUCUGCUAGACAAUACACAGAGCAAGCAAAAUUUCACUGGAUGCUUAGAAGAUCUUAUUAUUGACUUUGAGAUUCUGAUACCACAUGAUAUUGGAAAUUACCAAUCGUAUGACAUUGUACUUGGAUGUAACAAAACAGACUGGUGCCACUCCAAUCCAUGUCACCAUGGAUCACAGUGUAUUGACAGAUGGAUCAACUAUAAGUGUGACUGUGUCAGACCAUACACAGGUCCAACUUGCAUAGAAGAAUACACCUCAGGCACAUUCUUCUGGGAAGAUGUUCCUAGUUUUGCCAACUUCACUAUCACACAUGUUGGAGACUCUUUCAAUAUAUCUGCAUUUAUUAGGACACUUAAACCCGAUGGCCUGGUACUACAGAUCAGUAAUGGUUCUGGGGAUUACUUGUCAAUCUUCCUGAGAUCUGGACAAAUAAACAUCAAACUUUUGUCAAAAACCUUUACUUUCAAGGAAUAUAUCAGCAAUGGCAAAAAGCAUAUGAUUAAUAUAUUAUUUAUGGAGAAGUUUGUCCAAAUUAAUGGUGUCAAACUCAAUGAAGAGUUGGAGGAGCUGCCAUCAUUGUCCGUUUCAGCAGAAGACACUGUACUUGUUGGAGGAAUGCCACCGGGUGCAGACAUUGAGCAGUGGGGUGGAUAUUUUAAAGGCUGCCUCCAAGAUGUUCGCAUUAACAGUCAUCACUUGGACUUUUUCCCGUCAGAUAGUGAAGAUGAUGAUGUUCACCUGGUUUCAGUCAGCAAUGUCACAAUGGAUUGUGUGUCUGAUGACAUGUGUCAGUCCAGCCCAUGCAAGAAUAAUGGCGCCUGCACGGUGACCUGGAAUGAUUUUACCUGCGAGUGUGCAGCCAACUUCACUGGACCAACGUGUGAAGAGCCGGUGUGGUGUCAGCAGAGACCAUGUCCCCCGGAUUCAACCUGCAAGGACUUUCCUGGAGGGUAUACAUGUCUGGUCAAUGCCACAUUCAAAGAAGAAAGCUUGGUGAUCUUUACAUCCAACGUUUCCUCUGGACAUCAACUUUUAUCUGUUUCAUUGGACUUCAGGACCAGAGACACUGAUGCUGUUUUGCUUGAAGCCUCCAAAGAUAUGGACUUUAUAUCUAUUGCCAUUCUUAAUAGUCAAUUGCAGAUCACUUUACACAGUGGGAACAGCGUGGAAGGAAUCCGCUUUGUUUCAGAGAUGCUGGUUUCUGAUGCCUUAUGGCACAGAGUUGAGAUAAUGAUGAACACUCCUACAGCUGUGGCUCCUCAAUGGACAAUAAGCUUAGACAAUGGACGCAAUAUGGUGCUGCAUGGCAAUGCUGACAUCUUGAGUUUCUUAGCAGAAGACACUGCCAUUAAACUGGCUAAGCAUUACACUGGAUGCCUUGGACAAGUCUCAAUUGGAGGCCUAUAUCUUCCAUUUGCUGAACAAUUUUCUCCUCAACAUUUUAUUAGGAAAGAACAAGUGUCACUGGAGCUUGGAUGUAAAGGGGCAGAUGUGUGUGGAAAAACCCCUUGUCAGCAUGGUGGAGAAUGCCAAGAUCUGUUCAAUACAUUUAGCUGUACAUGUGCAGCAGGGUGGGAGGGCAUUUACUGUGAGCUCAAUAUUGAUGAGUGCAAGUCCAACCCCUGUGCCCAUGGAUUGUGCUAUGACCUAGAGAAUGGCUAUCGGUGUAAUUGUUCUACGGGAUACACCGGCAUAAACUGUGAAGUCAAUGUGGAUGACUGUCAGCAACAUCACUGUUUACAUGGAGGAAUCUGCGUAGAUGGUGUGAAUAGCUACACGUGUCAAUGUCCGCCCUCCUAUAUUGGGGAAUACUGCGAAUGGCUGUUCCCCCCUGAGAAAUGCGGAAUAAAUGUUACUUGUCUGAAUGGUGGUAAAUGCAAAAGUGGAAUUUGGGGGGCAAACUGUACGUGCAAGCCAGGAUUUAAAGGAAAAAGAUGUGAAAUUAACAUCAAUGACUGUGAGCCUAACCCAUGUCUCAAUGGCGGGGCAUGCCAGGAUUCAGUCAACAACUACAAGUGUAUCUGUAAUGGCAGCUUCAGCGGGGUUCGCUGUGAGAAAAGCAAUACAGCCUUGGCCUUCCCCUUCCCUCUCCUUGGAGUUGCUGUCCCUGUAGCUUGUGGGGUUUUGCUUCUCUUUAUUAUUGUGGCCAUUUUCAUGGUGCUGACAGCAAGGAAGAGGAGACAGUCGGAAGGCACGUACAGUCCGAGCGCACAGGAGGUGGCCGGCGCCCGGCUAGAAAUGGAUAGUGUACUAAAAGUGCCUCCUGAAGAGCGGCUGAUAUGAACCAGGAAAAGUGACGGGUGACAACUUUGUCAUCACUUUGUGGAUUAUACAUCAUGAGGACAGUGACAUCUUUGACUUAUUUUUGGUUCCUCUUUGUAUUGGGCAGCUAGUCUUUACUACUGUUCAUUUAUCCAUCAAGACAAGGAACACAAGACUUGUGGCGAUCCUCCAGAUAAACCAUUCUGCCUAACGUUUACUGUAGGUGAAGGCCACGAAGCCGACAUAAACCUUUGCCUGUGAUCUCUGUACAGAUGUGAUAAAUAUUCAGAGCCCUCUUGUUCAAUAGGUGAGACCUCUGUUAUACCUGAACUAUCUGGAGGGCAACAUUCUGGAUGUGCCUGUGUUUUAUAAUUAUAUUUUUAUAGGACAUGGAAAUCUCCUAUUCUGAGAGACAAUUUUUACCCCAUUUGUGCCUUGGGACUGUGUAGUUUUGCUGCUUUAGCUGUAGUGUAACUAGGCAAAGCACCUCAACAUUUCUCCUGCCUUAUUGUCGAUACACUAGGAUGGAAAGACAAGCGCUGUCAGUCCCAAUUGAGAAAGAUAUGUUAUAUUGCCCUCAAUUAAUGUUUUGGCAUUUCCAUUUACUACCUUAGGAUAUCGCUUAAAGAUGUGAGAAGAAUAACACGAUGAGCUUGAUAUUCUUGAAACCAGUUGCCUUAAAGACAAUAUAAAGACUUCUGCUGCUAUAACAUAGAUUCAUCCACUGGAUAGUUGAGAAAAGCGAAUAGAGUAGCAAAAAAAUGUCAUUUGGGGUGCGUCUAUGGGCCUACAUCAUGGGCUGAUCUCAGUGUGCACCUCAGUUGACACUGUAAAUUGGUUGCAUUUUGGUGUCUGUAUUAUGUCUGCAGACUCUUUUCCUUCAACAGUUUAACUGAACUGAACUAAGGGCCCAUAGGGUGCUCAUCAGCCAACCAGGUGGUGCUGUGUAACAGGACCAGCAAUAUUAGUGUUUGCCACCUAAUUGUUUCUUUUUGACGAGUAAAAAAAAAUAAUAAUAAUACAUUGUUCGCCAGCAGCACAUCUCCCUUUGUAAUAGGGAAUGUGUGCUAACAAAUGAUGGACGUAAAGGGCCGCAUAAAUGAUCCAGUGAACUCAAGCCUUGUAAUAGGUUCUGUGAACAAGCUCUGAGCUACAAGAUUGGCAUGUGUUGUCCCAUGAAAUAAGGCCAUAAAGCAUACAUCUGAUGGUGAUCCUCGUGGCAAGAGAUCUUUUCAACUGGUAACUUUGGAGCCUGAAACUUGCCCCAAGACUAAAGCAAUCUGAAGACCUAUUUGCUGGAAGUCCUAUAGAUUUUCAUGGGACUUCUGGCAAAUAUGCUUCCAGGUCCUGCCACUAGAACCAUCAUCAUUUAGGUUCACCAUAGAACUGGUGAUGACCAGAGUUAUCACUUAUCCACAGGAUAGGUAACAAGUAUCCGAUUGCUCAGCCAUUCUUCCCCCCCAUCGAUCACAAGAAUGAGUUUCCCAUAUCCCACAUUUGAAAGUAACAUUGACCGGGAAUAUGUCCCGCAGCUCCUGUCUAUUCUGUGGAAUACUCUGAUAUCUAGAUCAGUCUCCUAGAACUGAAUGGAAAGGCAGCACAAAUGCCCAAUAGUGACUGAAUUUAAAUGGGCAGUAUGUGAUCGGUGAUCAUGAUGGGGAUCAUAAUCGAUCUUCUGGAUUGUGAAUUGUUCAUGAGAAAACGUCAUUCAAUGCAGCCAAAUUACAGUGUUGUAAAACCAAUCUAAUGCACUGAAUACUGAUGACCAGAGGUGAGCGAAUUUACAGUACAGAUCAGCUGAACAAAAACUGUAGACAGAAUCCUAUUUUCAAGUGCUUUGAUUCCCUGGAAAAGUCAUAAGAGGGAAUCGGAGCAUCUGGAAAGCGGAUCUUCUUUUUCUAGAUGGAACGAAUAGACCAUCAAUGCUUCAGGUUUGCUUUCAUUGAUUUGUACUGUAGAUUUGUAGAUCUCUAACUAUAUUAUAUAACCAGGCUUACAUAACCUAGAUAUCCACCAAUCCCACAAACUUCUAUUUAUUGGUUGUUUUCUUGAGAUUAUUCAAAUUGAUAUAGACCUAUUACACUGGAUUUUAUUUUGUGCUGUUAUCAAAUUAUGUUUUUAAUGUUUUUAAGGAGAUUAUAUUCACAGCUCUCUCUGACUACAAGUUUCAAACAAAUGACUCCCAAUAUGAAAUAUACAUAGUGUAUACGCACAAAUGUUGAAGCUGUAGCCAAUCCUGUGUUCAUUGGCCCAGAUUUAUCCAACUGUGAGAAAAAAAGUGAUUUUCUCCCAGCAACUAAUCACAGCUCAGCUAACGAGCUCUAGUAAAGUGAAACCUGAGCUGUGAUUGGUUGUUAUGGGAAAAUCACUAUUUUUUCUCACAGUUUGAUAAAUCUGGGCCAUUGUAUUGACUUGUCUGAGUGGACUAGACCAGAUAUGCUGUAUAUAUACACACAUUGCUAUUAAUUUGGGAUUAGCUAAGAUGUCUUGUAUAAGACGACCCAGAAACAACCUCAAGCUGGGUACUACUUAUUGUAUGUAUGCUUCGAAUGGACCUUAUAAAUGUGGCCAUAAUUGCAGGGGUAUUGCUAGGUCUGUAAAAGACCAGGGGCUAGAGCCCAUAGCCCAAGCCAUGCCCUGACCAACACCCUAGUCACGCCCCUAACCAUGCCCUCAUUCAUACCCAAUUGCGCACAGUAUACAAGGAGAAAUAAUAUCUCCAUACAUAUUACAGUCAUACUGUUGGUGACCAUAUCUAAGCAAAAUUAAUACCAAUAAUACCAGUACAAAAAAAGAAAAAUGGUCAGCAUCUCCAAACAAAAUGAAACAUGUGCACAUUGCUUGUUUUGUGUGUCAACAGUAGAAACAAAUAAUACCGCCAUACAAUGACCACGACCACCAUUACCACUGACUAAUAACACUAUAUUUGUUACUGAAUAAAAUAAACUAUACCAAAGACCAUAUUCCCAAAUACAUUCACCAUACAGAGGUAGAUACCAGCUGUACACAGGACCAUAUAGUGGUAUAUACCAGCUGUACACAGGCUCUGUAUACCAUAUAAGUGAUUAUAUACAGGACCAUAUAGAGGUAGAUACCAGCUGUACACAGUACAGAAAGACAAAGAAAGUAAGAACACAACUCCAAGGUUUCGGUGUUCAAAUCAGGGCUGAAGAUUUAUUGCACCAUAAAACAAAGCACUUUGUUAUAUGGUGCAAUAAAUCUUCAGCCUUGAUAUGAACACUAAGUGAUUAUGGGUACGUUCACACCUGUGUAUUUUCUGCUGGAGAUUUGCUGUAGCAGGUUUUGCUACCACUUAAAGUCAGUGGUACUAAAGCAAAUAUGCAGCAGAAAAUAUGCAGGUGUGAACAUAGCCAUAAAAUUACAUCUAGGGACUCACAGAUGGCGUCUUUUCUGAUCAGCGGCAUCCUCUUUCCUUUUCUACUCCAUUCGGAUCAGACCAACAUGACUGCUUCUUCCAGCCAAAACUUCAUCUCUUCGGCAUCUGCAGGACAAACAUGUUAGACUUUGCACUUUUCCAGUGUCAUGCCCUCCCCAUCAAUAGGCCUCCAUUCUAUAAAAAAUGCACCCUUGGUGUCCCGCUCAGUAAAAAUGAGCACAUAGUUAGCCAAGUAGUCAUCUAUGUAGGUAGGUAACUAGCCAGGUAGCCAGUUUUUUAGGUAAGUAGUCAUGUAUGUAGAUAAGUUAGGUAGCCCGGUAUGACAGUAGGUGAGUGGUUCCCAUACAGGGUGCCUUCAGCUGUUGCAAAACUAUAACUUUCAGCAUGCUCAAACAGCCUUUGGCUGUCUAAGCAUGCGGGGAGUUGUAGUUUUGCAACACCUGGAGGCACCCUGGUUGUGGAACACUGCCUUGGAAGCCUUUCAAUGCAGUGGUUUCUUUUUUUUACAACCAAGGUGCCUCUAGAUAUUGCAAAACUACAACUCCUAGCAAGCCCAGUCUGAGCAUGCUGAGAGUUGUAGUUUUCCUACAUCUACAGGCAGCAGUUCCCCCACAUUAGAUAGGCAGCAUAGUUCCCCCACAUUAGUUAGCCGUUUCACCACAUUGGCAUAGUUUCCCCACAUUAGGUGCCAGAUUUCCCACAUUAGGUGGCAGUUUCCCCACAUUAGGUGCCAGAUUCCCCACAUUAGGUGGCGGUUUCCCCACAUUAGGUAGUUUCCCCACAUUAGCAUAGUCCUCCCCUCGACAGACAGACACAAACACAGAGACACAUUCACCUUGCUUAUCUCCGGUGGUCUGACUAGUGACGUCACUGACAUCCUCCUGCGCGGGUCUGUGAAGGAACGUCACUUGCAUGACGUCACACCCGAGACCCUGGCCGGCCAGCCGGCUCACUGUUUUAAAGUGGCCGCUGUGCUAUUGCGCCACGGCCACUUUAAAUCAGUGAGGCGGCGCAACGGUGAGAAGCGGCACAGCCAAGAAAAAAAAUAAUCGCCCCUGUGAGACCCUGGGUUAUUAGCAGUACACAUGGGGCUAUAGCCCCGUUAUCCGCCCCCCCCCCCCCCCUGGUGACGCCCCUGGGCAUCUGUAUUGUAUGGAUCCCAAAUACCAUAUCACCAUCAUGUGUUUCUGACUUUAACCAGAGGCACACUUUUUUUUUAUAAUGGAUAACCGUACAACAGAAAAAAAGUGGUCAGUGUAACCAUACUACAUACAUACUCCGUCCUAAAAGUAUUUCUUACAGAAGUAACGCACAACGUGCAAUACAAGGCUAUACUUCUGACCUGUGGAACAUUCUGUACACGCGGGAUUGCCAUGUGCAUGAGGCUUUACAUUGUGAUAGUAGACCACUGAGAAACUGUGCCCCCUACAGGUUUAUAUUGUUGAUUUAUUAAAAGCUACAGCUGUAUGAACACUGGAUUUAAGCUCUGUAAAUGCCUUUGUAUAAACUGUAUGAUAAUGUAUGUGUAUAUUUUGUACUGUAAGAAGAGGGCAAUGCCCAAAUAUCACACACACUGUAAAUGAAGUGCCAAAUGCAACAGCAAAUGAAUGAACUCGAAUAAAACAUUCUGAUAAUUUGUGUUCACUUUUCACUAUCAACUAAUACAGGCUAUAUACCGAAUUUGGGUAAUAAUGUCCAGGAUAACAUUUCAGAACAUCAAAUGGCAAUAUGGGGUUAUGUAUAGUUAGUUUUGCCAUAUUAAGGGUUAAAGGGGUACUCCUCUUCCCAGCGUCCGGAAGAUUUAGUUCCGAACGAUGGGUGCGGGCUUCCGUGGUAGCCCGCCCCCUCGUGACAUCACACCCCGCCCCCAUGAUGUCCCACCCCGCCCCCUCAAUGCAAUUCUAUGGGAGGGGGCAUGGCGGCUGUCAUGCCCCCUUUCUAUAGACUUACAUUAAGGGGGCAGGGUGUGACGUCACGCCAUGAGGGGGCGGGGCGACCACGGAAGCCCGCACCCAGCGUUCAGAACUAAAUGUUCCAGAUGCUGGGGAGCGGAGUUCCCCUUUAAAGGGAACUUGUCAUCCUUAUCAUGCUGCCUGAACCCCAAAUCAUCAGGGUGAUCCUGGGUGGCUUCUGCCUGCCCGGCUAACCUUGAUAGAUCACGUUCUAUUUAUGUAUAAGGAGAGAUCUAUGAAUCAAGGCUGGGGGGGCGGGUAGAAGCCUCCGGAGACUGUUAUGAUGACUCACGGU